Strongylus vulgaris is the source of this 741-nucleotide messenger RNA. The record is from the annotation of a GenBank genome assembly. NCBI's taxonomy places the organism in Eukaryota, Metazoa, Nematoda, Chromadorea, Rhabditida, Strongylidae.
AUGGCCCAGGUGGAGGGCGCGCAAGAGUUCCCAAAGCCUCGUCGCUUUUCUCCGAAGCAAGUGUUGGUGAAGAGGAUUGGUGGCCAUGUAGAACUGUUCAUUACGCAGGCAAUAUUGAAGGUUAACGGAGACGAGUUUCCAGAGGACCCGACUAUAAUUGGACAUGCUUGCAUUCCAAUAGAGAGAACCAAAGAAAAGGCUGCAAAGUUGUCUUACGAAGAAAAACACGGUGCUGGACUGAGGAUUGAAGAUGGACAAGUAUACACUGUUCACGGCAUCUGCAGAGGAGGAGAUGAAAUACCUCUACUUUUUGCGACAAUGAAAAAGAAACGAGAGGAUUACGUAUUCGAGAAAUUGAGGAGCUUCUUAGAAACAGCCAAUCCAGAGUUAGCUGAUCCACAACUUCGCUUUGUGGUGGACUUCGAGCUCGUGUCUGCUUCGCUACUCGAAGAACGUCACAUCACAGACCCCAAGUUUGGGUUGGAAAGACGAAUAGCCUCGGCACCUUUACUUCCCCAAAGGCAACGGACGAAGCGGGCGAGUGGUACGCUGGUGAAAGACACUGAAAAGACUCCCGUUCCUCCCACGAGAUUGCUUUCACCCCGUCAGCGCGUUAAGGGCACCACUCGUGAACCAGCGACAUUCUGCAUUCCAACAGUGCAGAAAAUUUCUGGAGUACUUGCACCAGAACGCUCCAGGCCCUAUGCAUACAUGUGGUGCAAGUACCUGGUUCAUGAAUAA